Cylicostephanus goldi is the source of this 516-nucleotide messenger RNA. The record is from the annotation of a GenBank genome assembly. Lineage: Eukaryota; Metazoa; Nematoda; Chromadorea; Rhabditida; Strongylidae.
AUGAGGUUGAUUAACAUCACCUUCUUCAUUCUUAUAUGCAACAUCUUCGUUCAGACCAGAAAAGGAACCACAAGGCCUAAAUCGCCGAAGCCAAAGGUCGUCAAACUCGAAGACUGGGAGAAAAUCACUGUACAUAUGGUUCCACCAGCAAACUGGGAAACGCUCAAUAUACCACAACGGAUAAAAAGCUAUAUGGAACAUACAUGGUCGCAAAGUUCCUAUACGGAUAAAUGCAGCGAGGAUAAUCCUUUGCAUAUUGUUCCUGUGUAUUUUUGGCCUGGUGACAAAGUUGAUCUUCCAUGUCUCAUGUGCGAAUUGGCAUUUGUUUUCAACGGUAAAAUGAAGAUGUGGGGAAAAGCAACAAAUAUUCUGAAAUUUUUGGAAAAUCCAAAGGCAACUCUAAUCCGCACUCGAGCCGUAGUUUUUCCUAAUUGGCGACCAAUCGACGUUCAAACACCGUUCUCUCAUUGGUUAGCGAGCAAGAGUACUGUUCGGGCAAUAUUAGAGUCACAUUAA